Molecule: messenger RNA, 516 nt
Organism: Gongylonema pulchrum
Lineage: Eukaryota; Metazoa; Nematoda; Chromadorea; Rhabditida; Gongylonematidae
Source: the annotation of a GenBank genome assembly
AUGGCGCUGGACGAUUUGUCGCUGCACGAUAUUAAAGCGGUCGCUGAACAAGUGUAUUCGACUUGCGCUGUGCUGCUGCAUAAGCCGUUCGUUCGGUACGAGCACUGCUGUGACAAUCCCGAGCUGGACGAAUUCUUGGACUGCUCUGCUUGUCAACAGUCCGCAUUCGCAUACCAAACUGUGGCCCGACUAGUGGAAAAAUUAUGUCCCAAGCAGCAGCUUCGAAUACUGGUUCAUGCUGAUGAGCCGACAAUAAACUGGGAAAUGCAGCUUGCUGAUGUGGUGUCGCAGAAAUCACCGGCGGAUAAAUCGGCAUCUCCGGCUACGGUUUCGGUCUCGGAUACUCUCUCACCAUCAAUAACUCAAAAAUCAGCGACAUCACAGCCAGCUGUUGGGCUUCAGUUUCAGACUGCCACUGUCCAGGAAGAAAGUAUCGAAUUUGUUGGUCUGCUGCCCAGCGAAGAGGUUUCUGCACUGUGUUUUUGUUAUCGUCGGGAAAUAUUUGAACUUUUUUAA